Oryctolagus cuniculus (rabbit) is the source of this 11410-nucleotide messenger RNA. It is a transcript of the gene CCDC198, whose product is annotated as coiled-coil domain containing 198. The record is from RefSeq and is a predicted model, not a curated record. NCBI's taxonomy places the organism in Eukaryota, Metazoa, Chordata, Mammalia, Lagomorpha, Leporidae.
AUGGAAACCACCUCCCAGGCAGUGGCCAGAGGGGUUAGUGUGUGGUGAAACAGAGCUAGAAAGAGGCCAUGAGGAAAUGACUGGUUCUUAAAGCCAAGUACACUUCUGAAAUACCUUGAUGAAAAUAAGCUGCAUUAAAAGAACCUAAACCACUUCCCUUGUGGUUUACCCUUGAAUGUCUUUCACAUGAAAUGGGUCUGAGGCACUCUAAGUCUCACCCUAGGGUGAUCAAAGUAGCACCUUUGCGAAACAAAGAGGAAGAGACUGCCCCGGCAGGCCCUGUGGACUUCGCAAUCAAACAGAACCUGGAAGAAAAGAGCUCAUGUUCAUUGCCAAGACUGCAGGACCAGAACAAAGCUUUGGAAGGACCACUGCCACCUCUACGAGAAACCUGGUACGGAAGAUAUUCUACAGUGUCCCAGGCCAUGUAUUUUGACAUCCCACUGGAACAGGGAGAAACAAGUAUUAUUAAAAGGCAUCCACCCCGAAGACCUCAAAAGCUGGAACCCAUUGACCUGCCACAAGUGAUUACCUCUGAGAGGCUCCUGAGCCAGCGAGAAGCCAGGACCAGGCACACAGCAAAGCAGGAACUGGAAAAGAAAAUGCAAGCUCCAACGUAUGCUUCUGGGAAAAGACAAUAUUUACAUAAGAUGCAAAUGCUGGAAAUGAACCGUAAAAGGCAAGAGACCCAAAUGGAGUUAAAGAAAAGUCUUCAUAAGGAGGCAAGAAUUAGCAAUCAAAAAUUGAGAGACCAUAAAGCUGAGAAAAUCCUUCAAAGCGUCUCAAUGGAUGGUGACUAUGACCUUCUAACCACACUGCCAGAGAAAAUACUGAACAGACGUCUAGGAAACAUAGAAAAUGCAGAAUUUUUGAAGCAUCAAGCAAGAAAUGACUAUCGUACCCGGAAAAUUGGCAAAAUGGAAAAAUGGAUUCGUGAACAAGAGGCCCGGGGACAGCUUUUCUGGGAUAGUUCUAGCUGUGACUCAGAUGAGAUGGGGACAGAUGAGAAGAAACCACAAGCAUUAGUGAGGACAAGGACGGAGAGAAUUCCACUUUUUGAUGAGUUUUUUGAUCAAGAAUAAGAAUGUCAUUCACUAAAUACUGAAUGCAUUAAAAUAUUACCUUUCUGUCAAACUCUUCAAGUUAAUAUAUGAAUUAUUGUGAGGAAAGCAAUUCUCUUUUGUAAAAAGAUAUUACAUCAUUUAGAGUCUUAUGGCUAGCAGGUUUGUUAUAUAUGUCAUUAUCUGUUGCUGUGUAACUAACUGCCUCAAAACUUAGAGACUUAAACAAGAGCCAUUUUAAUGUGUCACUUUUCUGUGGGUUGCUGGGCUCUGCUAAGUGGUUCUUCUGCUAACCUCAUGAAAUUUUUCAAGUCAUUGAAAUACAAUGUCAGCUAAGACUGGAGUCAUCUGAAGGCUCAACUAGGACUCUAAGACAGCUAGACCAUAUCCCCUCUCCAUAUAAUCUCAAAGCCUUGUCACAUAUGCUCUGCAGCAGAGUAGUAAAUUUUCUUUCCUAUCAGUCUAGGGAUCCCAAAAGCAGAUGUCCCAAGAAAAGAAAGCAAAAACAGUCUUCUUAAAGGUUGGUCAUGAGACUGGCUCUGAAUCACGUGCACCAUAUUCUGAAGCUCAGGCAAGACUGCAGUCAGUGUAGGAGCCUACACAAUGGUGUAAAGGCCAAAGUUGCUCCACUAGGGUCCACCUGUGAGACUUGUUACCACAUCACGCUCUUUUAUUUCCCCCAGAAACCUUUUACUUAAGGUAUAUAAACUUCACGCAUUUCAUAAAAACACCUUUAGGAACAUAGUGAUGGUUAUUCAUCCCACCGUACCCACCCUCCCACCCCCACUCUCACCCUUCUUCCUUUUCCCUCUCCAAUUCCCAUUCUUAUUUUUUACUAAGAUCUACUUUCAAUUACCUUUAUACAUAGAUUAAUUCUAUACUAAGUAAAGAGUUCAACAAAUAGUAUGAAAAAAAGCAUUCUCAACUGUUGAGGAACUUUUUUUUUAUUUCUUCUAUGACCCACUGUUCAUUCAGGAGCCUGUUGUUCAGUCUCCAUGUGUUUGCAUAUGUUCUAGAGAUUGUUGAGUUGUUGAUUUCCAACUUCAUUCCAUUGCGAUCAGAGAAGAUGAAUGGUAUGAUUUUGAUUUUUCUUAAUUUGCUGAGACUUGCUUUAUGGCCUGGUGUGGUCUAUCCUAGUGAAAGUUCCAUACACUGGUGAGAAGAAUGUUUUCUGCAACUGUAGGAUGAAAAGUUCUAUAGAUAUCAGUUGGGUCCAUUUGGUCUAUAGUGUCAAUUAACUCUGCUGUUUCCUUGUUGAUUUUCUGUCUGGUUGAUCUGUCCAUUGCUGAAAGUAGAUAUUGAAGUCCCCCAUCACUAUUGUAUGAGAGUCUAUGUCUCUCUUUAGAUCCAUUAGCUUUUGUUUUAAAUAGUCAGGUGCCCUGCAAUUAGGUGCAUAUACAUUCAUUAUAGUCACAUCUUCCUGUUGAAUUGAUCCCUUAAUCAUUGUAUAGAGCCCGUCUUUGUCUCUUUCAACAGUUUUUGUGUUAAAGUCUAUUUUGUCUGAUAUUAAGAUGGCUAUACCUACUCAUUUUUGGUUUCUGUUAGUGUGGAAUGCCUUUUUCCAUCCUUUCACUUUCAGUCUGCUUAUAUGUUUGUUGGUGAGAUGUGUUUUUUGUAAAUAGCAAAUAGAUUUUUUUUCCAUUCAGCCAGUCUGUGUCUUUUAACUGAAGAGUUGAGGCCAUUUACAUUCAAGGUGACUAUUGAUAAGUAAUGACUUGUCCCUGCCAUUUUUCCAUAAAUAUUCCUGCUUUUUACUUUGGAUUUCCUUUGUACUUUUACUAGGAGAUUUUCUGCCUUCACCUUUUUUCACACUGAUGACCAUGUUUCUGUGCUUCUGUGUGUAGCACAUCCUUUAGAAUUUUUUGUAAGGCUGGAUGAGUGGUGACAAAUUUCUGUUAUGAAAGGUCUUAUUUUAUCUCCUUUCAUAAUUGAGAGCUUUGCAGGGUACAGUGUUCUGGGUUGAUAGUAUUUUUCUCUUAAGACUUGGAAUAUACCUCACCAUUCUCUCCUAGCCUGUAGGGUUUCUGAUGAGAACUCAGCUGUGAGUCUAAUUGGAGAUUCUCUAAAGUAAUCUGAUGUUUCUCUUGUGUACAUUUUAGAAUCUUUUCUAUAUGUUGUACUGUUAAAGUUUGACUACAAUGUGUUGUGGUGAAGAUCUUUUCUGGUCAUGUCUAUUAGGAGUUCUAUGUGCUUCCUGUACUUGGAUGUCCAUUUAUUUCUCCAAAUUAGGGAAGUUUUCUAUAAUUAUUUCACUAAAAAGGCCUUCUAAUUGAUUCUCUUUCCAUGCCUUCAGGAACUCCUAAGACUCGUUUGUCAGAUUGUUUGAUAGUGUCCCACACAUCUCCCACACUGUUUUUUAGUUUUCUAAUUUCUUUUUUUUUUUCUGCUUGCCUGUAAAAUUUCCAGAGAUUUGUCUUCUAACUCAGAUAUUCUUUCUUCUGCCUCACCAAUUCUGUUGUUAAGGCUUCCCACUGCAUUUUCUAUUUGUUCUAUUAAAUUCUUCAUUUACAAUAUUUUGUUUCCCUUUGAUAUCUCAAUUUUGUGAGAAAAAUUUUCUUUCAUGUCAUGUAUGAAUUUCUUUAGUUUGUGGAUUUGCUUCUGAUUACGUCUAAGUAACCCCAUGAUCAAUUUUUUGGAUUCUGUUUCCAGCAUUUCUUCAAUCUCUUCAUUUUCACCUUUUGUAUUAAAGUGUUGUUGAGUUCCUUUGAGGGCAUCCUGUUGUCUCCCUUAUUCUUGUUUCUUAAAUUGCUGUGUUUAUUUUUAGGUAUUUGUGGAGAUACUUGUUGGGGAUUUUUUGAUUUGUUUCAUUUUGUUUUUGCCUGUGGUGGCCUGUAAUUUUGGACUAUACCUCUGUGGAUUAGUGGAGUGUCUUCUCUUUGAGUGAAUCCCUGAGGCAUAUGCUAGUUGUGGCCAGGGAGUUCCAUUCAGUGCUCCGAGAAACUCCCAAAGUGUGCAUGGCACACUCUUUUUUUUAAGCAGAGGGGACAUUUGUUAAUUUUUAUUGGCAUAGUCUCAGGCCCACCUCCUCUCCUCCAAGGAGACCAAUGCCUGGGCUUUAGCCCCAGCGAGUACAAUAUUCAUCCAUGCUUCCAUAAGAACCACACAAAGAAUCCAUGCUGUCAUUGGGGUGAGCACAGAUACCUCAGCAAUGACCCUCACCAGGGAAUCAGGGAGCCCUGAGUGUGUAGAGCUGCCCACCAUGACUGCCCAAAGACCCAGCCUCACCCGGCACCCUCACAAGCAGCCACAGUGUUGUCACAGUCCCAGCACACAAGGCUCCUACAGUCACAAGCACCCAGCCCCCUGUCAGUGCUUUCACCAGAUGCAGGUGUCUCUGCCGGGCUGCUUGCCGGAUGUGUGGAAGUGAGCUGGCACAGCUGUUGUACAUGUCCUCCCCAUUCUCUGCUACUUACAGGGUUCCAGUUCUGGGUGGUCGGGGAGAGAGAAACACGCCCCCCCACACACACACUUUUUUUCCUAUAGGUUGGCAGUUUUAUUGUCCAAGCCAGACUCCAGCCAGGCUCUUCCCACAACUUUAUUGCCAGCAGCUUGGGCUCCUGCAGUCUGGUCUCACCUCACUCUCCAAAGCUGGUGCUGAGGCUCUCGGCUACUGAGGUCCUGAGUUGUGCAAAUCCACAUCCUCCACAUAGAUCCACAGCACCCCUCUAAUUUGUGGUGGAGCUUCCUCUGCCAUUUUCUCCCUAACUCUUCCCUGAGAUUGCACUCUCCCCACAUUUUUUAAUUAUCCCCCCCAGACCAGAGCAGUAAGCUACCUCCCUAUUCCCCACAUCAUGCUUUUAAAAAGCAAAUUAGAUCUUAUAUAACAAAUAAAUGAGAGUAGGUUUGAGACAAUUGCAUUUUUAAAGAAAAAAACUGUAAUGCUUUACAACUCACCUAGGCCAUUUUUUUGUGAGUUAGCCAAGAAAGAGGCUAUAGGAAAAAGGUGGAAUAAUGUCAAUUAUGGAAGGUCAUUGUGAAGUCAAGUUCAAAAUUAAGACCUCUGAGAUUAUGAUGUACAUCUUACAGCUCUUUGAAACUAAAAGGGAUCUCACAAAUGUUCUGUCUAAAAGUUACUUCAUUUAUAAAACUUAGAUUUUUAGGCAAUAUUUAAGGGCUUUUGUAUAAAAUUUGGCUCCACAUUUGGCAUCAUCUAAGAAUACUUUUAAUCAAUACCAAAGCUUCCAAGAAUUUAACAAAACUUUAAAACAAAUAAAAACAAAGCACUAUUUUAAGUCUUCUCUGAGAAACUUCCAAAAGGAAAAAAUAGAGGAAAAAUCACCUGACUUUACAUUCAGUGCAUUCAGGUCAGUCAGUAAGAAGACAGAAAGCCUGAAAUGUCAGGGAAUAAACAUCUGUGUUUCUUCCAAAGACAAAAUGCAAUUUGGUCAUCCCUCAGCCUGUCUUCAAUUAGUUCUUUUUGCUCUUUGUGUUCUUACUUUCUUCUGUGCUAGACAAUAAGCAUAUCCCCAGCAAAAGAAUAGAGAAGUGGACCUGCUAGCCUUCCCAGAAAAGUAGAUCCUUCAGAGGAUAAAUGAAUUUAAGCUAUUCAAAGGAUCCUUGCCUGUUAUGGUUGAUCUGGAAGUCUUAAAGGAAAGUGGGACAGACAACUCCCAACCCUGAAGAGUGAACCCAAAGCACAAUUACACUGCUCUUCUCUGUCAUAGAAAUUGGACAGAAUCCCCUUCUAUAAACUCACUUGUUACCUACAUUUCUUCUCCCUAUGAUAUCCUCUCUUCCUAGGAUGACAUCUGGAACAUAAUUUAUCAUUAAAUUUGCUAAAUUCAUUAAUUUAUAUGCUGGGUUAUCUUAUCAAGUACACAGGUGCAUGUUUUUCUUCAGCUAUGCAGUUGCUCACCCUCAUUUUCAUCAUUGCCCAAGAAUUUUCAAAAUUCAAGCAUGAUUAUACAGUGAAAAAGGGACAUUUUCCUCAAAAGCUCUUGAAAACCAUACAUCUUUAAUUGAUGGCUUAAAUUAAACAUUGCCUAAAGAUACAGGAGCUGAUGAGAAUGCUGUAGCUCAAAAUGUUUUUCAGAACCCUAUAAGUGUGUUAGCUGCAAAAGAAAAUUAAUCAUGAUGCCUUCUCUGAGUUUAUUUGCAUGCUCCAUGUGGAACUCUUCUUCAUCCAGUUAUAAAUUCAAGAAUUUGAAAGGAUUAGUUAACAAUAGUAAUAACUACCAGAGUGCAUGGUUUUCCUAUUGUGUGUGAGACACUCUUCAAAUGUUUUACAUAUUUAAUUCUCAGUGUCUUUGUGGGUCAGUAUUAAUAUUAUCUCCAUUUUACAGAUGAGGAAAAUGGAGGAUUCCAAGAUGGCUGAAUAGGAGAAGGUAGUACUGCUGUAGGCUGGGAGAAAAUAGUAACAAAAAAAUGAAGGAAUUCCAUUCCCAGGGGAGAGUUGCAAAGAAAUCUGCAGUGGAAAUUCUACAGAAAGAAGAGGGACUUUGUGUGGUUCAUGCAGCAGUGUGGAUAAAUUUUGCACCCACUUGUGGCCUAACCCAGGGCAUUUAUUGCUUUGGGAAAGAGGAAGUAAAGUUAUGAUUACACCAACAGAGAUUAUCAUACACUCUUCCCUGCUGACAAUAGAGCAGAUUCACCAUGCCCAACUUGGGUGUCACACUGGAUACCUGCCCCACCGUCGAGUAAUGACCAGAGCUACCUGGCCACACCCAGCACACGACCCUGGGUUUUCUUCCUUUUUUUUUUUUUUUAAGAUUUAUUUAUUUAUUUAUUUGAAGGUCAGAGUUACCCAGAGAGAGAAGGAGAGGCAGAGAGAGGUCUUCCAUCCUCUGGCUCAUUGCCCAAUUGGCCACAAUAGCUGGAGCUGCACUGAUCUGAAGCCAGGAACUACAAGCCAGGAGCCAGGAGCCUCCUCUGGGUCUCCCACAUGGGUGCAGGGGCCCAAGCACUUGAGCCAUCUUCUACUGAUUUCCAAGGCCACAUCAGAGAGCGGGAUAGGAAGUGGAGCAGCCGGGACUCGAACCGGCACCCAUAUGGGAUGCCGGCAUUGCAGACAGUGGCUUUACCCACUAUGCCACAGUGCUGGUCCCAACCCUGGGUUUUCACUGAAAGAGGAGACACUCCACUAAGCCACAGAGGAAUAGUUCAAAAGUAAAAUCUGUCAGAGAAGAAAGCCAACAAGUAUUUCCGCAAAUGCCUAAAAAUAAAUGCAGAAAUUCAAAAAACAAGAAUAAGGAAGACAAUAUGACUCCCCCAAAGAACACAACAAUACUUCAUUAUUAGAAUGUGAAGAUGAGAUUGAUUAAAUGCCUGAAAAGAAUUCAAAAUUUAAUCAUAGGAUUACUCAGAAGCAAUGAGAAGCAAAUGAACAAGUUAAGGAAAUCCCCACAUGACAUGGAAGAAAAAAUCUCCCAUGAAAUUGAGACUUUGAAGAGAAAUAAAACUGAAAUAUUAGUAACAGAGAAUUCAGUUUGUCAAACAAAAAAUACAAUGGAAACCUUAACAGACUUGGUGAGCAGAAGAAAGACUAUUUGAGCUAGAAGACAAAUCUUUGGAAAUUUCUCAAAAAAAAGAUGAAGAAAUUAGAAAAAUUAAAAACAGUAUUAGAGAUUUACAGGAUACUAUCAAAUGACCCAGAAUAUGGAUCUUAGGAAUUCCUGAAGGAGUGGAAAGAUAUCAUGAAUUAGAAGGCCUAUUCAUUGAAAUAAUUAAAGAAAACUUCCCUAUUUUAGAGAAAGAAAGGGACAUCCAAUAACAUGAGGCACACAGAGCUCCUAAUAGAUAUAACCAGAAAAGAUCUUCAGCACUCAACAUUGUAGUCAAACUUUCAAUAGUACAGCAUAAAGAAAAAAUUCUAAAAUGUGCAUGAGAGAAAUGCCAGAUUACUUUUGGAGGAUCCCAAACUAGACCCGCAGCUGAUUUCUCAUCAGAAACCCUAUAGGCUAGGCAAGAAUGGAGAGACAUAGUCCAAGUCUUAAAAGAAAAAAAAAAAAAAGAUCAACCCAGAAUACCCUGCAAAGUUCUCAUUCGUAAAUGAGGAGAAAUAAAGACCUUCCAUAACAAACAGAAAUUGGAAGAAUUUGUCACCACUCAUCCAGUCCUACAAAUGAUACUUAAGGAUGUGCUACAUAUAGAAGCCAGAAGGACAGUCAUCAUUAAGAAGAAAUGUGAAGGCAGAAAAUUUCCCAGGAAAGGCAAAAGAAAAUCCAAUGCAAACUAUGCAACUGAUAAAGGAUUAAUACCCAGGAUCUAUAAAGAGCUCAGGAAACUCAACAAUAACAAAAACAAUCCAGUUGAAAAAUAGGCAAAGGACUUGAACAGGCAUUUUUCAAGAGAGGAAAUCCAAAUGGCCAACAGACAAAAUUUAAAAUAAUGCUCAGGAUCACUAGCCAUCAGGGAAAUGCAAAUGAAAACCACAAUAAGGUUUUACCUCACUGCAGUUAGAAUGGCUCUCAUACAGAAAUCAACAAACAAUAAAUACUGGCUAGGAUGUAGGGAAAAAGGUUCCCUAACCCACUAUCGGUGGGAAUGUAAACUAGUACAGCCAUUGUGGAAGACAGCAUGAAGAUACCUCAGAAAGCUGAAAACAGAUCUACCAUAUGGCCCAAUCCCACUCCUGGGAAUUUACCUAAGGGAAAUGAAAUCAGCAUAUUAAAGAGUUAUUUAUACCCAAAUGUUUAUUGCAGCUCAAUGCACAAUAGCUAAGAUGUGGAAUCAAUCUACAUGUCCAUCAAACGAUGACUAGAUAAAGAAAUUAUGGCAUAUAUAGAAAGUAUGGAAUACUACUCAGCUGUAAAAAAGAAUUAAAUCCUGUCUUUUGCAACAAAAUGGAUGCAACUGGAAACCAUCAUACCUAGUGAAAUAAGCCUGUCCCAAAAAGACAAAUACCAUAUGUUUUCCCUGGUCUGUGGCAACUAGUAGAGUACCAAAAAUGUAAUGUAUAGAAGUGAAAUGGACAUUUUGAGCUUUGAUUAUUGUUUACAGUUGUCUACUGUUGGGAACAGUAUUUUUUUUCUUCAUACUAUUUGUUGAACUCAUUUCUUAGUGUAGCAUUAAUCUUAUGAGUAUAAAGUAAACUGAAAGUAGAUCUUUGUAAAAAUUAAAAGAGGGUAUAGAAGAGGAAGGAGGAGAAAGGGUGGCAGCAUGGAUGUGAGAGAGGCUAGGGAAGGAAGUAUCACUAUGUUCCUACUUUUUUAGUAUAUGUGCUGCCGACAUGAGUACUCACUGUGUUCCUAAAUCUGUACACAUGAAAUACAUUAAAUUUGUACACAUUAAAUGAAAUUUAAAAAUAAAUAAACUUCUUUAAAACUACAGAGGAUGAAAAUGAGGCAAAAAGAGAUUAAAUAACUUACCAGAGCUGUCCAGCAGAGCUUCCCUUUGAAGUAGAGUAUUGUGUACCAAAAGUGAUCUGAUGGGAGCCAGGGGCUGUUCCCUCCUUUCCACAAUUUUACUUCCAAUUCACCACUGCAUUAUAUGCAGUUCCACAACUCUUUUCUAUGACUGGUGAGGUUUUUCAUUUGGUUUUUGGAAAGGGGUAAUAGUAUAUUUUGGAGAGGGCAAGAACUUGGUGGGAUUGUUUUUUAGCAAUGAGAACUGGCUUAACUGAUGGCUAAAUUGUGGGCACAGGCAAGGAUCACAGGACUUGAGAAAGUCAGAAGAGGGAGGGAGUAAAGGCUAACUCGACUGUCUUCAGUGUGGUCUGGGAGCACCAGUUUGCCCCGUGAGAAGUCCCCAUCCAGAACUGAACGCAAGUGCGCCAAUGGCAAUGGCAGGAGGGUAGCAGUGCUCAACGUUAGUCACAGGCUAAAGUUGCACGUCAGAUGAUCAAAAAACUAGUAACAAUCAAGGCUUCUGAACCUGCCUUUUAAUUCAUUUGGGUUGGAGUUGAACUCUAGCAUUGGGUUGGUGGGGUUUUUUGAAGCACCCAGGUGAAUCUAAUGUGUUAGCGAGGUCAAAAAUCACAGCAUUCGUGGUACAAGUGUUCUGGUUCACUGGAAUAGAUAACUGCUAUCUUUCAAGGAAACAACUCCUAAGAUAACUUUUUUGAAGGUAAGAACAUGAGGCCUGGAGCUCAACAAAAGAGUUAAGAGAAACGAUCAUUUUGUUGGUAAUUGUCUGAGAACAUCAAUCCUAUACUUAAUCUUAAAUUUGUUCAGGGCAGUGCACAGCCAUCAUAAACACAGCUGUUGCUGCUGAAAACUAUAAACCUCAGCCUGGAGGCAAAUACAGUGAUUUUUCUCUACUGAAAAUCUCUCCAGCUUUAUAAAGGGGAAAAAAAAGGUUUGUCUAUGGCCAAAUGCAUACUUGCUCUUGUGAAAAUAAUAUUUUUUUGCUGCUCUGAGUUUUUUUCUUUUUUCUUGCAUACUUCCUCAAUUAUUUUUCUCAGGCAGAGGGAUGUUUUCCGAGUCUGUUUAUUUUGAUGAUAAUUUUGAGUUAGUAUACCACGGUUUAUCUAACGAUGACUUGCAGGAACCAUCCAUGAAAUACCCUUAUAAACAACUGAAUGUUUUCUGCUUUGCACUGAGUCUUUAUAAACAGAACACAAAACACCAACUCUUCGUUCCACACUCGUUCUUAUCGUGGAAACACACUGGCCAUCAAAGGAUAAUUAACAGCAGCUAUUCCCUGCAUUUCCCUAUAUUAAUACGAAAUCUCCCUAAUUUAGAAUACUGUAGGGAGGACUUGGGAGAAAGUUCACUAAGGGAUAGGUUAGGGAAGAUCAGACCCCUAAAAACCUGGAUUGCCACAGAGGAGGGAAAACUUACAUUUGUUUUUUGAGGACUGCUUUAUUUCAAUUGCACCCAUUUUGUUACAAAAGACAAGAAAAAAUGUAAUGUAUAUGAGCAAAAUUAAAAUUUUGAGAUUUGAUUAUUGCUUACAGUCCUUCUCUAUCCUCUUGAAGAACAGUUGUUUUUUAUACUUAGGACUUGUUGAAUUAUUUAUUUAGUGGAGAGUUAAGCUUAUGAUUAUAAAGUAAACUGAAAGUAUGUCACUGUAAAAAGUAAAAGAAAAAUAACAAAGGAGGAGGGAAGAUGGGAGGGAGGAGGGGAAGGGAAGGAGGCAUCACUAUGCUCUUAAAACUGUGUAUAUGAAAUGCACGAAAUUUGUUCCUGUUCUAUAAAUUUUUAAAUGGAAAACAGCCUGAAUUGUAUCUCAUUUUAAAAGAAAUACUCUUGGGGACAGCAUUGUGGCAUACCUACAGUGCUGGCAUCCCAUAUGGAUUGAUUCAACUUCCAGCUGCUCCACUUCCAAUCCAUCUCCCAGCUAAUGCACCUGGGAAAGCAGAAAAUGGCCUAAGUUCUCGGACCCCUGCACCCACGUGGGAGACCUGGAGGAGCUUCAGGUUCCUGGCUUUGGCCUAGCCCAGCAUUGGCUAUUGGGGCCAUUUGGAAAGU